Molecule: messenger RNA, 2053 nt
Organism: Prionailurus viverrinus (fishing cat)
Lineage: Eukaryota; Metazoa; Chordata; Mammalia; Carnivora; Felidae
Gene: MGAT4A
Product: alpha-1,3-mannosyl-glycoprotein 4-beta-N-acetylglucosaminyltransferase A
Exons: 16
Coding region: 357-1964 (535 amino acids)
Biological process (GO): protein N-linked glycosylation
Cellular component (GO): endoplasmic reticulum-Golgi intermediate compartment; endoplasmic reticulum; Golgi stack
Molecular function (GO): acetylglucosaminyltransferase activity
Source: RefSeq, a predicted model, not a curated record
GCUGGGCCUCGGGGCGGGGCGCGGGCCGGGACGCCCUGGCCGCGCGGUCAGCCCCGCGCCACCGCUGCCUCUGCUACAGACCCUCGGUGCCGUGCUCUCUCCCGGUGGCCGGCAGGGCGCCUGGAAGAAGGAAGCCUGAGACAUCAGCCUAUGAAGACUGAAGACCAUCCUGAAUAGCAAUUAUGAAUGGUGUUGCUGCUAGGCUUGUUCUGCAGAGCAUCUGAAAUGAACCUCUUUUAUUGAUUGUUUUUAUUGGCCCAGAGCCAGGAGUACUGGAUUCAGUUGACUUCACGAUUAAAAGAAAACAGUUUUGGUUACCAUCAUAAACAUAUGAACCAUUGUGAUGGUGAAAUGAGAUGAGGCUCCGAAAUGGAACUGUAGCUACUGUUUUAGCAUUUAUCACUUCGUUCCUUACUUUAUCUUGGUAUACCACGUGGCAAAAUGGGAAAGAAAAACUGAUUGCUUAUCAACGAGAGUUUCUUGCCUUGAAAGAACGUCUUCGUAUAGCUGAACAUAGAAUCUCGCAGCGCUCUUCUGAAUUAAAUGCCAUUGUACAGCAGUUCAAGCGUGUAGGAGCAGAAACAAAUGGAAGUAAGGAUGCAUUAAAUAAGUUUUCAGAUAAUACCCUAAAGCUAUUAAAGGAGUUAACAAGCAAAAAAUCUCUUCAAGUGCCAAGCAUUUAUUAUCAUUUGCCUCAUUUAUUGCAAAAUGAAAGAAGCCUUCAGCCUGCUCUGCAGAUUGGUAAUGGAAGAACAGGAGUGUCAAUAGUAAUGGGAAUUCCCACGGUGAAGAGAGAAGUUAAAUCUUACCUCAUAGAAACUCUUCAUUCCCUUAUUGAUAAUCUGUAUCCUGAAGAGAAGUUGGACUGUGUUAUAAUAGUCUUCAUAGGAGAGACAGAUAGUGAUUAUGUACACAGUGUUGUAGCCAACCUGGAGAAAGAAUUUUCUAAAGAAAUCAGUUCUGGUUUGGUGGAAAUAAUAUCACCUCCUGAAAGCUAUUAUCCUGACCUGACAAACUUAAAGGAGACAUUUGGAGACUCUAAAGAAAGAGUAAGAUGGAGAACAAAGCAAAACCUGGAUUAUUGUUUUCUAAUGAUGUAUGCUCAGGAAAAGGGAAUAUAUUACAUUCAGCUUGAAGAUGAUAUUAUUGUCAAACAGAAUUACUUUAACACUAUAAAAAAUUUUGCACUUCAACUUUCUUCUGAGGAAUGGAUGAUACUAGAAUUCUCCCAGCUGGGCUUCAUUGGUAAAAUGUUUCAAGCACCAGACCUCACUCUGAUUGUGGAAUUCAUAUUUAUGUUCUACAAGGAGAAACCCAUUGAUUGGCUCUUGGACCAUAUACUCUGGGUGAAAGUCUGCAACCCUGAGAAAGAUGCAAAACAUUGUGAUAGACAGAAAGCCAAUCUACGAAUUCGCUUCAGACCUUCCCUUUUCCAACAUGUUGGUCUGCAUUCUUCUCUAUCAGGAAAAAUUCAGAAACUCACGGAUAAAGAUUACAUGAAACCAUUACUUCUUAAGAUCCAUGUAAACCCACCUGCAGAGAUAUCUACUUCUUUGAAGGUGUACCAAGGACAUACACUGGAGAAAACUUACAUGGGGGAAGAUUUCUUCUGGGCUAUAACCCCAAUAGCCGGAGACUACAUCUUAUUCAAAUUUGAUAAGCCAGUCAAUGUAGAAAGUUAUUUGUUCCAUAGUGGCAAUCAAGAACAUCCAGGAGAUAUUCUCCUAAACACAACUGUGGAAGUUUUGCCUCUUAAGAGUGAAGGUUUGGAAAUAAGCAAAGAAACCAAAGACAAACGAUUAGAAGAUGGUUAUUUCAGAAUAGGAAAAUUUGAGAAUGGUGUUGCUGAAGGAAUGGUGGAUCCCAGUUUAAACCCCAUUUCAGCCUUUCGACUUUCAGUCAUUCAGAAUUCUGCUGUUUGGGCCAUUCUUAACGAGAUUCAUAUUAAAAAAGUCACCAACUGAUCAUCCGCUAAGAAACCAGUUCAUUUUUUUCCUGUGAAUUUGUUAAUUAAAGAUAGUUAAGCAUGUAUCUUUUUUUUUUUUUUUUACUU